AUGGACGAUAAUUCACAGCCGCAAUGGCCCAAUCUGGAAAUUCUGGAAGUCAUGUUCCACCCGUCGCGGCCUGACGGAUCGUGGUACUUCGUCGGACCUCAAGGCCGCGGCCGCGAGGCUGUCGGUUACGACAUCACCGCUGCCUCGUACCCCCCUCUUGAAACGACCGAGCUCGACAUUGAUAUGGAAGAGCUUGGCAGCAGCGCAGAUGUGCUCUUUGAGGAGAGCCAUCAUUUGGACAUCGCUGAAUUGGUAUCCGAAAUAUGA
This is a messenger RNA of Alternaria viburni, 267 nucleotides long. RefSeq lists its product as uncharacterized. Lineage: Eukaryota; Fungi; Ascomycota; Dothideomycetes; Pleosporales; Pleosporaceae. The transcript has 2 exons. Bases 1 to 267 code for a protein of 88 amino acids. The record is from RefSeq and is a predicted model, not a curated record.